Molecule: messenger RNA, 2019 nt
Organism: Lecanosticta acicola
Lineage: Eukaryota; Fungi; Ascomycota; Dothideomycetes; Mycosphaerellales; Mycosphaerellaceae
Source: the annotation of a GenBank genome assembly
AUGGCCUCCCGACGGGCUCCCCUCGCCAACGUCCCAGGUGCCAUCAAUUCACCAUUCCGCAAUGUCCCUUCCAUCAGCGGAAAGCGCACGCGAGCGCAGGCUGGAGAGCAGAAAGACAACGUCUACGGACAGCCACCAAGCAAGAAGCAGGCCGUUGAAGCUGUCAAUGAUGAUGAGGAGAACAUAGACCCCAGACGCAAGAAUGGAGUGACCGUCACUGUCCUCGACAAGCUCGACGAGCCCUUCUCCAAGCAGCGUCCCAGUCACCCUCCUACCGCAUUCGAGAAGAAGCUUGCCUCCGUACGCGAGAAGAAACCCACACCUUCUCGCGCAGGCCACCCUCACAAGCAACAUGCCGACAAUCUCGAGUCUGUUCGUCAGUGGCAGAAGCAUUACCGUCGCCAGUUCCCUCAAUUCGUCUUCUACUUUGACAAUGUACAGGAGGAUGUUCGGACGAAGCAUGUCCGGCAGAUUCAAUCUCUGGGUGCACGUGAGGAGAGGUUCUUCUCCAAAGCAGUAACUCAUGUCAUUACCACUCGCCAAAUUCCACCCGAGCUGGUCAAUACCAGCCCGGAGGAGGAAGUCGUGUAUGAGGACGGCCCCGCGAAGACGAUGCAGCCAGUGGCUCACGAUCAGAAGCGUACUACGAGUCUUCUCGAUGCCCAUCUUCAACGUCGUACUCAGCAAGCAUCUGCUCCAACUCAGUUCGCCGUUGAGAGCCGCAGAGGUCAGACGCAAAAUGUUGAUAUCCUCACGCGUGCUCGUGCACUUGGGAUCAAAAUCUGGGCCCAGGAAAAGCUUGGUCGUGUUCUCAGCACGAUUCUCGAGACCGAUACAGGCGACCACUCUCAGACCACCCGAAGCCAUGUCACCACACGUGGGACUACGCGGCAGACUCAAGAUGUAGAUCUGGAACAGCUUCUUCGACACGAGAAAGUCAAGGGACCCGCAGACCGCGACAUGACUGUCGCCGCUCAUAACAUGACCACUCUACGCGGAUGUUACCUCUACGUUCACGAUAUGGAUGAGAGGACGAAGCCGGUCUUGGUUCGUGACUAUGAGAAACCCGCCUCCAAACAGGACGGCAAGUGGCCACAAUUUCGACUUUCAGGACCUGGUCGUUGUCCUUUCGUGGAGGAUGUUGCCCAUACCAAGAAGCUUCAGCAGCAAGAGCGUGAUGCCCAAGCUCGACUGCAGCAGGACAUCUUCUUUUACCGCAGGACCAGAGCAGGAAGCGCCCUUCCUUCUGCACCGUCGCAAGCCCUAGCUGAACGUGAGAUGAAUCUCAGACGCUCACCACGUAAGCUGGCUCAAGUGACCAAACCCAACCAGGCCAAGCCACUGGAUCCUCCUCCUGUCGCUGCAAGCCGUAGACAAUCUUCAGCAGAGAUGCCGCCUCUCUUUGGAAGCACCCAGGCCAAUUUCCGUACUCUUCCACGCAUGGUAGGAGGCGAGCCAGUUGCUUCUGGGAUCCAGCCAUCCAAUGUCACUUCGGCCAUUCGAUCGCAAGCAAUAUCUUCUGCCGCAAUCUCUUCGACGGCGCCAGGUCUCAACCGACGUAUGGGAGACACCAAGGAGGUGUCGCUGCUCAAGCGUAAAGUCUUGUCGAACAACAGCAUGCCCUCGUCCCAUGUCAACGAUAUUAGAGCGGCCAUCAACGACCCGCAAGAUCCCCCACCACGCGCAGCGAAGAGGAAGGCGCAGGAGACGCUCGGUGUUCUUCACGAAGACGUUGAAGCCGUCGCUCUGGGUCAACGCCCAAGAGCGAAGGCUUCGGGCCCAAAGAGAGCCAAGGUUGUCCAGAAAGAGGCCAAGCCUGGCUACUGCGAGAAUUGCCGCGACAAAUUCGACGACUUCGAUGAGGUAAGUGGACAUGAACUCCAGAUUCUCAACUCUGCUAAUACGAUCCAGCACAUUGCCUCCCGCAAGCACCGCAAGUUCGCCGUGUCACCUGAGAAUUGGAAGGAGCUCGACAACCUUCUUGCCGUGCUUAAGCGGCCUCACAAGAAAGCGCCGUAA